Messenger RNA from Schistocerca gregaria, 495 nucleotides. RefSeq names its product N-acylneuraminate-9-phosphatase. The transcript has a single exon. Bases 1 to 495 code for a protein of 164 amino acids. The record is from RefSeq and is a predicted model, not a curated record. Lineage: Eukaryota; Metazoa; Arthropoda; Insecta; Orthoptera; Acrididae.
AUGACAUACCUACUUCCUGGUGCUGAGAUCUGGGCUUUGCUGCAUAAACUUCAGUCUCAGUAUCAUUUAGGUUUGAUAACAAAUGGAACAUCUCGUGCUCAGUGGGAGAAGAUACAGGGAUUAGGUCUUCAAAACUGCUUUGACUGUAUAUUGGUAUCUGGAGAUCUGCCUUGGGAAAAACCUCAAAAAGCAAUAUUUUUAGAGGCAUGCAAACAGCUUCAGACAGAACCAGAACACUGUCUCAUGGUUGGUGACAAACUUGAAACUGACAUCUGUGGUGCACUGUUGGCUGAUAUUGGAACAACUGCAUGGGUUCCACUUACAGGACAACAAGAACUGGAUCCACGGCCAGACUUCAUACUGAAUUCCAUACUUGAGCUGCCUGAAGCUUUGCAUAUGCUUUCUGGAUCAAAGGCAUUUUCCUACUCACACAGAUCAGUCCCGUCUCCUGACAUAAAAUCAGAAAGUAGUAAUGUAUGCAACAGCUUGAGCUAG